This is a messenger RNA of Cololabis saira (Pacific saury), 6657 nucleotides long. RefSeq names its product INO80 complex subunit Da (gene ino80da). The coding region runs from base 520 to 3510 and encodes 996 amino acids. The record is from RefSeq and is a predicted model, not a curated record. Gene Ontology annotation, cellular component: nucleus. NCBI's taxonomy places the organism in Eukaryota, Metazoa, Chordata, Actinopteri, Beloniformes, Belonidae. The transcript has 10 exons.
CUCACUCACUGUGGACGAUGAUAGUCGAGGUCCAGGUGGAUUUUUACUCUGGUUCCUCUCCCUCCCUCUGGCUCUUAACUCACCCACACACAUGUGGCCGGCAAUGUCACCUUUCCAAACCUGCCCUUUUCUCUCAUAAAAAAAACCCCAAACAAUUUCUUUCUACUUUGAACAGUGUUGAGGUUUUUAAGAAAGUUGCAUUUCCAACAUGGUAGGAGAGGUUGUUGUUGUAGAAGGGGCUGUUAUGUCCCCGCAGUGCCUGUAGUGGUGCUGUGAGGAUUCUGCUGUGGAUCCAACAAAAAUCCUCAGCAGCCUUCCUACUCUUGCUUGUAAUUCGCUCUGGAUAUCUUGUAUUCACAUGCAUUGAUUAUUUUAUGAUAAACCGAGCUCGAUGAAGACCAAUGUUCGGGGUAUCGACGCAAGGAUAGCCUAGCCGGUCCCGGUAAUCAGACUCUCCGUCCGGAGCGAAUCUCCCGCAGCCGCUUCAAAGCUGAUGUUGUCAAGGACAAGAGUCACGUGAUGUAUGAAGGCAAACACAUACACUUCUCCGAGGUGGACAAUAAGCCUUUGUGCUCGUAUAGUCCAAAGCUGUGCAAACAGCGCCGACUAAAUGGCUAUGCGUUCUGUAUCCGACAUGUUCUGGAGGAUAAGACUGCUCCCUUCAAGCAAUGUGAAUAUGUGGCAAAAUACAACAGCCAGCGGUGCACCAAUCCCAUCCCCAAGUCGGAGGACCGCAGGUACUGCAAUAGCCAUCUGCAGGUUCUUGGCUUUAUCCCCAAGAAGGAACGAAAGAAGAAGCAUGAUGCUUUAGAGGAAAUGCGCCCUCGAGCUCACCUGGAGUCAGUGGCUCUCAAUAUAACUGUGCCCUCUUUAGCGUUGAAAGCAACCAACGGUAUAGAGGAGCUUCCACCGUCUCCCCCCUGUGCACAUCUGGUAUCCCUCCCUGACAGGGAGCUCCUGGACCCGUUUGCCUUUUACGAGGAUGACACAGACGGGGAGGAGGUGGGACCACCACGGAAGGGCAGUGCCAUCAAGAAGAAACUACAGAGUCGACUCGUGCUGAACCAGAAACUCUGCCAUGACUCCGACCUCUUCCAGCCACCUCUCGAGCACUUUACAACCUCGUCUGUUCCCCGUGUCGCGCCCCCAUCGCUGCUCAACGCUCAUCUCCCGCGGCAACAGCCAGGUCUCCUCCAGCAGUCUCAGCACUCCGGUGUGACUUCCUUCACCUUUCCAGGACAGCAGCAGGGUUUAUUAUGCAAUCCACCACCACCUCAGACGGCCAACUUUCUGCCUCCAGGGAUACCCGCAAACGCGGUGUCCAGUCCGGGACAACUUUCCGGAUCAUCGCUCAGCAGAAAAACGCCUUUCGCUGCUACUCAGCUGCCGGCCGCACCCAAGGACGGUGGCGGUAACAAUCAGCAGCAUGUGGUCGUCAUGCGUCCCACAACCUUCUCACCUUCUGCCAGCUGCCUGGCCAGGUUGCAACACCUGGUGCAGCUCUGUGCCAAGAGACAUCGAGAGCACGGAGACCUUUUCCCUCAUUUAGGUUUGGACUGGUCAGAGGACAGUGCUGAUGAUGAUACUGAAGAAGGAGAAAGAUUUGCACCAUUUCAGAUUUCAUGGAGGCCACAGAAUAGGUUGGAAGAGGACUGUGGUUCCUCGCGGAGAACGCGGCUACUCAGGCUGUGUUCGUACCUCCAGGAGAAAUACAAGCACAUGUGCAGGCAGGAGAGGGCGAGUAUCCGCCAGAAGAGAUACCGUUAUGCCUUUCGCAAAGCCUUGCUGCACGCUGCCAGCAGUAACCCCGACUGUGCGGGGAAACUGAUCCAGGAGUUGAGCGGCGCCUCUCCCAGCUCAUCAUGUGUGGCUCCGGCGAGGCCCCAGAGCGCGGACGUGGGGACCUGCACCGGCAGUACAAAGGGCCAGGCCUGCAGCAACAGGGCCUUGCCCUUCACUCGACACUGCUUUCAGCACAUUUUAUUGAACCGCUCCCAGCAGCUCUUUGCAAGUUGCACAGCCAAAUUUGCAGAUGGCCAGCAGUGCUCCAUCCCUGUGUUUGAUAUCACACACCAGACACCCCUCUGUGAAGAACAUGCCAAAAAGAUGGAUAAUUUCCUACGUGGCGAUGGAAACCGAAGAGUGCAGCACCAGCACCAGCAGCAGCGAAAGCCGCGUAAAAAGACCAAACCGCCGGCCCUCACCAAAAAACACAAGAAGAAGAGGAGGAGAGGGCCGCGGAGGCCUCAGAAACCCAUCCCGCCAGCACUGCCGCAGGGAAACCUGGGAAUGCCCUCCACGAGCCUCGCCAUCCCCUCACAGGCCAGCAUCAGGAGCCCUUCAACCCCAGACCUGAGUACGGAGGAGCUUCCCGACGACAUCACCAGUGACAUGACUGACAUUCCAAAUGAUCUGGAGCUGAACCAGGAAGACUUCUCCGACGUGUUGCCCCGGCUACCCGACGACCUGCCGGACUUUGACUUAUUUGAAGGUAAGAACGGGGAGCUGCUGCCGACCACGGAGGAGGCGGAAGAGCUGGUCCGGGCCCUGCAGGCUAUGGGGUCGUACCCGGACUCGUUGGUGUGCUUGACCUCCAUGGCCGACCUGACCCACGCGGAGGGAGUGGACCACCGAGCCCUGACGGUGUUCGCCGGAGCGGUGCCGCCGGGGGGCAUGGGGGACCUGCUCACCAGCCGCCUCCCCACCGAGAACUUCCCCAGCCUCGAGCUGGAGGACAACCUGCUGCAGUCGACCGGGGACCACUUCCCUCCCUCGCCGCCGUCUCAGCCCACCAACCAACCCCCCGCAUCCCUGACCUCGUCUUCGUCCGCGGCGGCUCCCUCCGCCACCUCCCUGCUCACUCAGACCUCCAUAUCGGAGCGAACGUUUCCGCGGACACAUGCAUCCCACGUUCUGGCGAAGUCGGACGCGCCCACCUCCUCCCCGCAGGGCAGCCACUACGGCAGUGAGCACGUGCCCUCCCCCUACAGUGACCACAUAUCUUCUCCCCACGCCAGCUCCUUCCAGACAGACACCCCCCUGCUGCUGGAAGUGCCCCUCAGCGGGGUACCGGGGCCGCCUCGCUCCACCUGGAACAACCUCCCGCUCCCCCUCGCCGACCCAACGCAGUUCGGGAAUCUAAUCCGAUCGGAGAGUCAUCUCAUAUCCACGUCCCUGUCCACGCCCCCCACCACCACCAACUCUGUGACGCUGCAGCCCAUGGCCGCUCUCUCAGCGAUGCCCCAGAGCGCCAUGACCGGCCUAACGACUCCCCCCGUCCCCUCGUCCUCGCUCCCCUCCUCGCACGACCUGCUGACCUCCACGCAGCCCAAGCAACAGCUCCCUCAGUUCAGCGCGGCCUUCGGUCAUCAGCUGGCCUCCCACAGUGGCAUCCCAAAGGACGUGCAGCCCAGCCAUAGCUCCACAGCGCCCCCCGCUGGUUUCUCCACGGUCAGUGCCACCGCUGCAUGUGCCAACAUUGUCACACCACCGUUCACACAGAGUAAAUGAGAGCAGGGCGGCGUGCAGCGGCCCAAUGGCCGUUUUUGGACUCACAGUCACUUACAAUUCAGCAGACUGGCUUCUGAUUAACCCCCCCCCACCCCCCACCCCCAUUCCUGUUCGUUUGCUACAUGUGUGCAAUGUGGUAUUGGUGCACUAUUUGAUCAUGAAUUUGCACAAGGUCAGAUUUUCAUCGCUAUGUCUUCAGUUGUCUUUCCUUCUGUUGCCAGACGACGCCUGAGAUUUGAAGUCAUUGUGAGUCAACGCGAUCUAUGCCUUUUUUUUAAAUUUUUUUUUGCGGGUUCGUCAAGCAGGGGGAGUCGCAGUCAGAAAUAAAUGGGUGAAAGUUGGGCGGGAAAGGACCUUUUUAGCGAAGAUGAAUCGUGUUAACGGCGCUCCGGAAGUCGUAGAAGCCAGUGAUCAGUUUUGUUUGCUUUGCCAGUUUCAGUCCUGUCUUAAAAAUAAUCAACUGUGUCCUGCCUUGCUCAGAUGCCUAUCGCAUUAUAAUUAUUCUAUGUGUUUUUUAGAUUUCCACCUGUUUCAAACACUGCGUUUGUCGACCCCUCGGAAGGAAAUGAGUGCACCUCGUGACAUUUCUGUGACCCAUAAUGUUUUAGGCUACAAACCUGUUAUCAUGAUAUAGAGACAUACUUCACAGUCAGAGUCAGACGUCACUGUCAAAUGAACUUACCAAAAUGCUUUUAAACAGAUCUUUUUAUAUUGUGUAUAUUGUAUAAGUGCUCAUUUUAUUCUUUUUUUUCUGCUCAAACGUCAAAAAUGUUCUGACCUCACCAUUGGUUUGUGGCACUCUGAGUGGCCUAGUAGACACUUGAAGGUAAAUCUAGUUUCUUAAAGCAAUAAACACAUUAUCAUAACUAGCAUUAUUGUGAGGUAUUUCAUUGGUGUUAUUCACAUGUAGCUCCAGCCCUGAAACCACCAACUCCAGAUUUAUACCACACUUUUCACUCAGGCCAACUCCCCUCUCUGGCGAGAGGACUUUUUCGAGGCUGAUAAACGAGCUUCGGGGACGUCGGUGGCACACAGCGCAGGGACGUUUAAGUGUCUACUUCCAAAGGUGCUCUCUGGUCCACAUGUUCAAUGGUCUCCAAGCGGCUCCAACGCUCACACGCAGACGAGGCUUUUGGCAGUUGAUUUUAAAAUAUAUAUUUUACUCAUGAGUUAGGUGUACCAUGAUGAUAUAAAUUGGUGUAUUUUGCACGUCUGAAGUAAAGCACUGUCUAUUUUACUCAAAGUGAUAUUAAGCUACAUGAUGCAAACCUGGGGGUCUGGUUCCGGGUUUGGGAGGCGAGACUCGCACAGCAGUACAACCACGGCUUUGGAUGGACAGAUUAUCAGACAUUGUUGAAUAUUAGCUAUAUAGAAUUAGGAGUCUCUAUCUUGGGGUUUGUUGGUGAAUUACAGAGUAGUGAUGGAUUCAAAAGUGUUAUUUGCAAUGUUUUCAGUGGAACCGGUGUCUUGUUGAGUGGCUCUUUGGACUUAAUGGCUAUCGAAACGGUCGCCCCUUUGCCGUCAAUAAUAAUCUGAAAGAUACUUUUGAUAGCUGUUAAACUCCCAGGAGGAUGUCUCGAGGUCACGUUGGCGCGGAAACCAGUUGUGUGAGAGCGUUAAAAAAAAAAAAGAAAAAAAAAAGAAAAGCAAAACAACUUUUAGAUGAUGGUUACCGGCUCGAUGUAUCAUCUUGUAGAGAAACGAGGAUCAACAAACUUCUUUUUAUGUAGAUUUGCACAGGAGUGGAUGAGGCCGGUGGUGUUUCACAUGUCCCGUGUCGGAUUUGCCUUUUUUUUUUUUUUUUUUAUUUCUCCCCCACCCUGCCCCCCCUUUCGUGCUCGGACUCUCAGUACAUGAACAGCUGCCGUCGCUACCAGCUCUGAGCCUGCACCAGACCCACGGCUCCAGCUGUGAGAAGGCCCAGUUCUGUCUCUCCCUUCCAAAGAGAGAGAGAGAAAGAGAAAAAUGUAAAAAACAAAAAAAUCAGUCUGAAGUGCAAACAUGUAGCUCUGCCAGAGGCGACUGGUCUUCUCGGCGAAUGCAGCAUCACUAAUCAAAACGGAGGAAAUACAAAAAUAAAACAUUUGAGAUAGGAAAAGAAAGAAAAAGAGAAAUCAGGUCAGCUGAGAUGAUUUGAGAUGAGUCAGUACUGCUGUAACCAUGUGGCGUGACUUUGGUCGCUGCGCCAGUUUUGCUCUCCUGGAAACCGCAUAGAUCAACAACAUUCGACAGGGCUCGUAGGCACAUGUAACUGCUCCAAUUCAGAGAUGGCAUACAAAUUCCUAUACUCAUUGAAUGUACUGUAUUACUGUUUUUAAGGAUAGGAUGAGCUAAUCUAGUCACCUUUUGUUAUCUGGUCCUCGUUUGAUUUGUCUAAGGUAUUUUUUGUAUACAAAAGUUUACAUUUUUAUGUAUAUUUUUCUUGUGUACAAAUGAUGUAAUAUGUGUACAAACACUGUAUGUAAUAUGUGUAUAUAGUGUGAGAAAUUUGAUCUUUUGUUUUUGGAUGUAUAAAUAAAACUUGCUGUGAGGUAUGUGCUGGCAGAAGUGGAUCGUGUUUACAAGGUCGAUCUCGAUUAUUGCAUAAAAUUUGAGGUAUUUGUUUGUGGAGCGCGCUCGGGUCAUUCCAAACCCUCGAUUCCUUCACUGUUCACUCGUCCUGAUGCAGAUUUGCUGCUGUGUUUGGGAUCAAUAUGCCGUUUCCUGACCCAGUUGCAACAGAUGAAAGGCCUCAGAUUUGCCUCUAGAACAUUCCUGGUUCUUUUUCGAUGGAAAAGGCCUCCUAGAGAUCCCAAACAAGCCGCACUUGUUAAGUCUUCUAAUUGUGCCGCUGUGGACUUCAAAGCUUUAACGUGCUCACUGAGGCCUGUGGGAUGUGCUGUUCUUGGGCUCGUUUUUUUUUUUUUUUUUUUUUUUUUCAAUGAUUGGUCCGACCUUGAGGUAAAUUUGCUGCAACAUCCACAUCUGAAAUAACUGGCAACAGUUUUAGAUAUUCUCCUCUUGUAAAUAAGCUUUCUCGCCCCAAAUGUUUGGUAAUUAUUUUUUUCAUGGUGUGGAAUAACCCAUGCUUCUCUAUGAAUAAUACUUAUGUAUGUAUUUUCUUCUGGGCAUUGUGUUAAAUACUGGAAUGCUUCAGAGGAGCCAACU